AUGAAGCCCUUCAGGCUUCGUAGCCUCAGCGUGGCCGCCUUCUUCCUGGCAGCUGCGAACAUUGUUCAUGGUUCUGUCAACCUGCAAGCGACCGUGUUGUACACUGCAUCAAACGACUGCACGGCCUCGACAGGGACUCCGGUGCUGGUGACGGCGACUCCCGAUUCAGGCGGGGCGUGCGCACAAAGCACUACGUGUACCGAAACACCCGCCAGUUCUUCGCUGUACCCAGCCACCACGUGCCCCACCACGGAUGGCACCGCUACCGGCGGCUUCAUUGGAACUGAUGUGCGAGCGUUGUUUGGCUCUAGCCCCUACGUGGUUGUGGAAGAAUUCACAACGGGGAAAAAUUGCGCAACCGAUGGCGAUAUCACUAAAAUUACAGUGUACCUGGCGGACGGCAAGUGCCACAAGACGGGUGCAUCGAGUAGCUACCGCGCCACGCGUAAGGCUGACGGCUCGGCGACGGUCACGCCGUACACGGAUGCGACGUGCACGGCUGCCGGGACGGUAUUGACAGUGACGGCAGCGCAGGCGACGAACAACGCGUGCGACACAAGUGUGAAUGGCAUUGCAGAUACGAAGGUGUAUGGUGCGGGAGCGACUCCGCUCUCUGCUCCGUACACGGGUACGUUGUGCAGUUCAACGCUCGCGUACAAAACUGACAUGGCUGCUGCGUUCGGCUCGAACCCGUACGUGAUCGUGGAGAAGUACAACAUCGGGAAGUCUUGUGCCGCGGCCGAGCUAUCCGGGAUCACGACAUACCUGGCGGACGGCAAGUGCCACAAGACGGGUGCGUCGAGUAGCUACCGCGCCACGCGUAAGGCUGACGGCUCGGCGACGGUCACGCCGUACACGGAUGCGACGUGCACGGCUGCCGGGACGGUGUUGACAGUGACGGCAGCGCAGGCGACGAACAACGCGUGUGAUGGGACGGCGAAUGGCAUUGUAGAUACGAAGGUGUAUGGUGCGGGAUCGACUCCGCUCUCUGCUCCGUACGCGGGUACGUCGUGCAGUUCAACGCUUGCGUACAAAACUGACAUGGCUGCUGCGUUCGGCUCGAACCCGUUCGUGAUCGUGGAGAAGUACAACGUGGGGAAGUCUUGCGCUGCGGCCGAGCUAUCCGGGAUCACGACAUACCUGGCGGACGGCAAGUGCCACAAGACGGGUGCGUCGAGUAGCUACCGCGCCACGCGUAAGGCUGACGGCUCGGCGACGGUCACGCCGUACACGGAUGCGACGUGCACGGCUGCCGGGACGGUAUUGACAGUGACGGCAGCGCAGGCGACGAACAACGCGUGUGAUGGGACGGCGAAUGGCAUUGCAGAUAGGAAGGUGUAUGGUGCGGGAGCGACUCCGCUGUACUUGACAUCAACGGUGAACUACGACUCGGAUGCGAACUCGUGCAAGUCGGGUCUGCCGUCAUACGUGACGAUGGCGGUUGUCAAUGUUGAUGCGUGUGCGGCUACGGCUGUUUGCACUGGAAGCUCAGCUCCGUACGCGGGUACGUCGUGCAGUUCAACGCUCGCGUACAAAACUGACAUGGCUGCUGCGUUCGGCUCGAACCCGUACGUGAUCGUGGAGAAGUACAACGUGGGGAAGUCUUGUGCUGCGUCCGAGCUAUCCGGGAUCACGACAUACCUGGCGGACGGCAAGUGCCACAAGACGGGUGCGUCGAGUAGCUACCGUGCCACGCGUAAGGCUGACGGCUCGGCGACGGUCACGCCGUACACGGACGCGACGUGCACGACUGCCGGGACGGUAUUGACAGUGACGGCAGCGCAGGCGACGAACAAUGCGUGUGAUGGGACGGCGAAUGGCAUUGCAGAUACGAAGGUGUAUGGUGCGGGAUCG
Messenger RNA from Phytophthora sojae, 1854 nucleotides. RefSeq lists its product as hypothetical. The transcript has 3 exons. The annotation marks the transcript as partial. The record is from RefSeq and is a predicted model, not a curated record. NCBI's taxonomy places the organism in Eukaryota, Oomycota, Peronosporomycetes, Peronosporales, Peronosporaceae.